Trichoplax adhaerens is the source of this 822-nucleotide messenger RNA. RefSeq lists its product as uncharacterized. The coding region runs from base 1 to 822 and encodes 273 amino acids. The record is from RefSeq and is a predicted model, not a curated record. Gene Ontology annotation, cellular component: kinesin complex. Gene Ontology annotation, molecular function: protein binding. The transcript has a single exon. Lineage: Eukaryota; Metazoa; Placozoa; Uniplacotomia; Trichoplacea; Trichoplacidae.
AUGUCAGUCUUUGGCCGCGAUCAUUUUGAUAUUGCUAAGUCGGAUACCCACAUCAGAGAACUUGAUAGAAAUCAAAAUAAGCUUGAUGAAACUCUUUCCGUUAAAUCACUCAAAAUUAAAUUGUCACUUCUUAGCCGCAAUCACUCUAAGAUUUCUCAUUCAUCUAACAACAGCAGAGAAGCCCGUACAAAUCAAGGUAUACAUGAUAAAGUUCCCUCUGUGCCAAACAGUCCACUCGAAACUCAUUCGCCAGUUCUUGGCCAUAAUCAUCCUCAUGCUGCGGAGUUAUAUAAUAACCUGGGAACUGUAUAUUAUAAUCAAGGUAAGUAUGAUAAAGCUUUUACUAUGUAUGAUAAGUCGCUCAGAAUUCUGUUGUCAGUCGUUGGUCCCUAUCAUCCCCAUAUUGCGGACUCCUAUAGUAAUUUAGCAAUUGUUUAUGGAAAUCAAAGUGAAUAUGAAAAGGCUCUUUGUAUGCAUGGUAUGUCACUAAAUAUUCGAUCGACAAUCCAUGGUCAUAAUCAUCCUGAUGUUGCUACAUCGUAUAGCCAUAUGGGGGAUGUAUAUGAUAGUCAAGGCAAGUACGAUGAGGCUCUUUCUAUGUAUGAUAAAUCUCUUCAAAUUCGAUUAUCAAUUCUUGAUGACAAUCAUCCUAGUGUCGUUCUUACGAAACAUAAUAUAACCAACACUUUUCAACGAAAGCAAUCGAUGUUAACUGGCAAACCUGUUAAAAAUCCACAACAAACAGUUCAACAAAGCAAUAGUAAUUCGUCAACAAAAUCAAGUGGCAAUAACGAUUUUAGUCAAGGUAACAUCAGACAAUAA